AAUGUGCCCGUGGAGGCUGGUGGCCGCUCUCAGGUUUCUCUCUGAUAAUAGCAACAAUUUUCAGACGCGUUGCCCGGGAGAUGUAAACAACUACGUUGUCUCUGGUUGCACUUUUUUUUAAUUUUAUUUUAUAAAAUCCACUCCACCUUUUACACUGAAAAUAAAAUAUGUACAUAUUCAAAGUGUUUAUUCCGUUGUAGAAGUGGGAAAAAAGGGAAAAAGAUAAAUCGCAAAAGCACUGAGAGAAAAAUAAUUUUACAUUUUCUCCGAUAAAGUUUUGGUAAACAUUUUUCGGCGAGAUGGCCGUGUCUUUGCAAACUCGAGUUUUCUACGGGUUGAAAACCGAUAUUGCCGGUAAUGUGCAUUACAUCACGGAUACGGAAAUUUUGUAUCCGGUUGGUAAUGUAUUAGCGGUCCACAAUAUUUCUCAGCGUCAUCAAAAAUUAAUUCGAUUGCCCGACAAGUAUCAUGUAAACGUCAUUUGUAUCUCGCCUAAUAAGAAGUAUGCCGCCUUAUGCGAAGCAGGCGACAAGCCUACCGUGUCUAUUUACGACCUUAACUCGCUAAAGCGCAGGAAGUUGCUUGGAAUACCUUAUGACGCUCCGGGAGUAACCAGAUUCACGUGUUUAAAUUUCACGUUUGACAAUAAGUAUCUGGCAGCGGUCACCGGUGAACCCGAUCAAACGAUGCUCUUCUACAAUUGGGAGAAGGGCAAGGUCGAGUCGACGUUCAAGCUGGCGAAUCCGCAGAAUCCGCUGGCGAUCACCGAGGUGUUGGCCUGCAAUCCGUCCGACGCGGUGGUGGUUGCGGUUGGCGGUCCGCACACGUUCAAGUUUCUCACCUGCUCCGAUUCGGUGUGGCGGCCGUACGGUUUCUCGAAAGCGGAAAACAUCAUCGUCUGCUCGAUGACUUGGCUGAACGGUGACCGGCUGCUCGCCGGCACCGUGGACGGCCGCGUGCUUUAUCUGGAGAACGGCGAUCUCAAGAACAUCUACAGGAUGACCGACGCGGUGUCGAUGAAUCUGAAGAUCCGCGAGGAGUACGUGAUGCCCGCGGCCGCUACUGCCUCGCAGAUGAUCCUGGGCGAAACGCGCGACGAGGAUGCCUGGCAACAGAACGUGCGCUGCCUUGUUGCCUUCCCACGUGGAUUUGCCUAUGCCCAUGGCGCGGGCACUAUAGUGAUGUUCGAGAAGGAGGGAAAGCACAAGUACGUAAAGAGAAACGUGUACGUGAUCCCAUCGCGGGUGACGAAGCACGACGAUCCGACUCUGAACAUGGUCAACAUGGUGGAUGUAAAUCCCAGUUAUGACCGACUGAUCGUCACCACUGGCUGGUCCCAGCUGUUCUGCGCCACGCUGUGGGGUCCAGAUCUGCAAAUGGAUCCGGAACCGCAGACACUGCGGAUCAUGGGCGAGCCGUUGCAUCAUGGUCCCAUCAGUGACCUCGAUACGUGCGCGUGGAAGCCGGUCUUCAUGACUUGCGGCGAGCUCGAUCGCAGUGUCAGACUGUGGAACUUCGAGACCGAAAGCUUGAUCCUGCUGAAGCGGUACAGCGAAGACAUAUGCGGCAUCGCGUUACACCCGAUGGGACUGUUCUGCCUGAUUGGCUUCAGCGACAAGCUGCGCUUCAUGAGCAUUCUAAUUGAUGACCUGCUGCCGAUGCACGAGAUUGCUAUCAGGAGCUGCAGAACCAUGCGCUUCAGUCAUGGCGGUCAUCUAUUUGCCGCAGUUAACGGCAAUAUUGUGCAGGUGUACACCACCAUAGCUUUCCAUAAUCCUUUCGUCCUCAAGGGGCACACUGGCAAGGUAAAGGCUUUACUUUGGUCCCGGACGGACUUGAAGAUGCUGAGCCUGGGCACGGAAGAUGCCAUCUAUGAGUGGGACAUGACCACCGGCACGCGAUCUGGCGAGAUUAUUUUGAAAGGCAUGAACCUGCGCGAUAUCGCGCUUUCUUCGGACGCAUCGUUUGCCCAUUGCAUUGCACAGGAUGAUCACAUACGCGAAAUCAAAGAGAACGAGGUGAUACGUGAGUUUCGUUUGCCUAAUAAAAAGAUGCAUCAAAUAAUUAUGGGAAAGGAUGAUCUGGUAUUGUUUAUAACUUCUCCUGGUGGUUUCAUCAUCUCACUGAAAAGUCCACUUCAAACCCCAGUAGAGUCGACAGACUUCCACAUGCACUGCGUUGACGUCACAAAGAUUGCGCUAACUUAUAACGAGAAUUGUUUAAUCUCCGUCGCGAGGGACGGUAGUUUGUGCAUUUGGAAGUUGCACUAUCCCGAAGGAAAGAUCGUAAAGAUAAGCCGAGAUCUACCGUAUACAAAGGAAGUGUUAAUCGGCCAAGGAGAUUUAGAGGAUAAGAUACACACGAUCCAAAAUCUGACGGUGAGAAUGAGAGAGCUGGAGACCGAGCACGCGUACAAACUACGGCAGAUCGACGUUCAGCAUAACGAUAAAUUGCGCGAUGUGCAUCACGGUUACUGCGAGGCGAUCAGGGAACUGCGCGAUAAAAUCGAGAAGCUUCAGGAGGACCACGUAAACGAGAUCAACAAUAUAAACGUCGAAAUUGUAAAGAUGAAGACGGCUCACGCUGAAGCGAUGCAACGGAUGGAGCACGAUUACGAGGUCAAGCUGAUCGUCGAGUACGACAAGUAUCAGGCGUUCGAAGGACGUACGAAUGUCAUGCGUGAGAAUUAUGAGAAGCAGUUGCGGGAUCUUGAGAAACGUGACGCGGAAGAAUUGCAGAAGGCUGUAACCAAGUACGAGGCUCUGCUUCACGAGAGAAAAGUGCAACUGGAAGAGGCGUCGGACGAGAUGGCGAACAAGGAACGCGUACACGAGCACUUAAUGGCACAAACGGAGGAUGACGCGGACCGUGAGAUUCUCAGUAUACGCACGAAUUACGAAAACCUGCUGUACGAGGAGAGGCAGUCCAAUCUGAAGCUAAAGGGGGAGGCCGGAGUGAUGCGAAAUAAAUUCCUGGCCAGUCAGAAGGACGUGGACGAUCUGAAGAGGCAGGUACACCGCGUGCAAGGUGAGUACGCGCAAUUUCACAGGAAUAUACAGGAUCUGGAGAAGCAGAUAGCGGGCUUGAAGAAGGAGAUCAGUGAGAAGGAUGCCACUGUUCAGGACAAGGAGCAACAAAUACACGAUAUAAAACGGACGAAUCAGGAAUUGGAAAAAUUCAAGUUCGUGUUAAAUUACAAGAUUCAGGAACUGGAGAAUCAGAUAGAGCCGAGGGAUCGCGAGAUAGCGGAGCUGAAGGAGAGUAUUCGGGAUAUAGAGACGGAGCUCCGGAAUCUUCGCGAGGUCAACGCCAAGUUGGAGCUGCAGCUGCAAGAAGCGAGGGAGAAGCUACACGCCGCGCGUCGCGAGGUCGAUUGCGAGAGGCACGCGAGCAAAUUAUGCCAGCAGCUUCUGCAAAGAAUCCGCGUCGACAUUUUCGACGUCGCGGGACUCGUGCAAGAGCCGAAUGCCUUGAAAACGGCAGUCAACGACUUGCAUCACAAAUACAGCGCGGACGAGGAAGUUUUACGCAGCCGCGAGGCGGACCAGGCCGCGCUGUGUGAGGUCAUCAAACAAAGAGAUUACUUGGAGAGGACUGUCGCGUCUCUGAAAAAACAGGCGUUCAAAGAUACGUCAACGGGCGACAAAGGUUUGAGGAAGAUGACGGAGGAGAACAGUACGCUCAUCGUGGAACUGAAUGCUCUGCGGGAGAAUCUGAAAGAGGCGCGAGAGUACAUUUUGCAUAUGGAGAGCUUACUGGGUUUAACGCGGAGAGAUGUGCGACCCACGGAAGCAAGAAAACUGCUGGAGCAAGCGUAUCACGGAUACGAAGAGUUGAGCAAGAAAUAUACAACGCAAAUGCGAGAAUAUCAGCAGAUUAUUUCAGUACUGAAGGAAGAUAUCCAACGACUUUUGAGCAAAGUUCCCUGCGAGGAGACGGAAGAGGAAAAAGGACCGUCUUGAACUCGCUCGCGACGCUUAAACAUUUUCUUUGAGACGAUUUUACAGUGAGUUAACAUUGUAAAAUUUGAUAAUAACGAUAAAGAAUAGUAUUUAUACGUAGCAUAAUGUAAGAAUUUUUCUUCAGUGUAUAAUUAUAUACGUACUUAUUUAUUUGGAAAUGUAAAGAAGAAUACCAUAUAUAUUACUUCAUUUCAGACAAUGAAAUUUAAAUAUCCCCAUUCUAAUUGUAUAUAUAAUUUUAUAUAUAUAUAUAAUUAUAAUAAUAAUUUGUUUUCUAACUUGUUCCUAACGUAAUAUAAUGAUAUAAGAAAAUGUGUGAACUAAAUUGUUUGCACACCUUUGUACAUUGUUUUGAACAUUAUGAAAUUACUCGUUAGGAAAUAUACAAAUUAGCAACGCGCACUAAUUAUCAUAAUAAAUUCUCGAAAAA
This is a messenger RNA of Ooceraea biroi (clonal raider ant), 4392 nucleotides long. RefSeq names its product testes of unusual size (gene tous). The record is from RefSeq and is a predicted model, not a curated record. Gene Ontology annotation, molecular function: protein binding. Lineage: Eukaryota; Metazoa; Arthropoda; Insecta; Hymenoptera; Formicidae.